AUGGAUUUUCUGAACAGAUUAAUCAUGAGUGACGAAGCGCAUUUCCACCUGAAUAGAUUUGUAAACAAACAGAACUCCAAAUUUUGGGGAACAGAAAAUCCAAACGUGGUUCAUGAGCGAGAACUUUACCCAAUAAAAUGUACAGUUUGGUGUGUAGUCACCAGCCAACGCAUCAUUGGACCAUACUUCUUCGAAGAUGAGGAUAUGGCAAUGCUGAAACUGUUACCCGAGAAUGAUACAGACAGAUGCUUCAAAAAUUUUUACGUCCCGCUCUGGAAAAACAUGCCAGAGAUGUGGUUUCAGCAAGAUGGUGCUACAGUUUACAUACCCAGAGCAACAAUACAGCUCCUGAGGACUUUUGGCAAUCGAAUAAUUUUAGAGAUUUUCCGAUAUUCCGUACGCUGCACGUUCGUCUGA
Messenger RNA from Psylliodes chrysocephalus, 417 nucleotides. The record is from the annotation of a GenBank genome assembly. Lineage: Eukaryota; Metazoa; Arthropoda; Insecta; Coleoptera; Chrysomelidae.